AUGCCUGACAUUGAAGGUUUGGACAAACAUUAUGAUGUUAUUGUCCUCGGAACAGGAUAUACAGAAGCGGUGCUUGCAGCAGCAUUUGCUCAAGCUGGAAAGAGCGUAUUACAUAUGGAUGAGAAUAAGUACUAUGGAAACCUGGAGACUACAUUUCAAUUUGAGGAGCUGCUUAAAUGGUGUAAAAAAAUACAAGACCCAGUUACAAAAACCGCAAGUUUAACGGCAAAUGGAUUCGAGUCUCCUUUAACAACACUACCGUGUGAAUUCACGAAGUCGCAAAAUGCCAUAUAUUCAGCGGUUGAGUAUAAGAUAUAUCCUCGUUCAUCAUCCACCGAGGAUCCUCUUCAUAGCCACGUCGAUCCACCACCACCAGCAUCUGAAGAGGAAGGAACAUCAGUGGAAACAUCUGCCGAAUUGAUCAAAGAUUCACGCAAAUAUUGUCUUGAGCUGCUACCGAAACUAUAUUAUUUUAAGAGUGACACAAUUGAAUUGGUUUCGCAAUGCAAGUUGGAUGCACUGACAGACGUAAGAGAUGGAAUUGAGUUUUAUCCUGUCAAAGGAAUUUAUAUGUUUAGAAACAAUGGAGACUUUGUAAAGGUCCCUGUAGGUAGACAAGAAAUAUUUAAAGAGACGCAUCAAAAUCUUUCAAUGAUAAGCAAGAGAAGGCUCAGUAAAUUGGCUGAAUUUGCUCAAUCUUACACAGAGUCAUCGGACGUGAUGGAAGGCACGCUCUUAUUUUAA
Molecule: messenger RNA, 744 nt
Organism: Paraglomus brasilianum
Lineage: Eukaryota; Fungi; Glomeromycota; Glomeromycetes; Paraglomerales; Paraglomeraceae
Source: the annotation of a GenBank genome assembly